UUUCACCAUUUUCAGUGAUGCUUCAAAGCAGGGAGUGGGAUGUGUACUCAUGCAGGACGGCCAGGUCGUUGCCUAUGCGUCACGUCAGCUCAAGCCACACGAACAGAACUAUCCGAUGCACGACUUGGAGUUAGCCGCAGUUGUUCAUGCUCUCAAGAUCUGGCGACACUAUCUUUACGGCGGUCGUUGCGAGAUUUUUACAGAUCAUAAGAGCCUGCAGUAUAUUUUUACGCAGAAGGAGCUCAACAUGAGACAGCAUCGUUGGCUCGAGCUCGUCAAGGAUUACGAUUGCUCGAUUCAGUAUCAUCCGGGGAAGGCGAACGUCGUUGCUGACGCCCUAAGCCGAAAGGUGAGGGGUGACUUGACGUACGUCGUUACUCAGCAGAGUCCGUUGAUUCAGGAGUUCGCCCAAAUGCAGAUUCAGGCGGUCGAUGCACUUCCCACAGCUAUUUCGGGUGGUGUCAGUGCCAGUAUCAGUGCCAUGCAGAUUCAGCCGACGUUGAGAGACAGAAUCCGGUGGGAACAGGCUUCGGACGAGUUCGUUCGGGUCAUGGAUUGCAAAUUUCGUGCCGGAGGAGUCGAAGGUUUUCAGCUAGGUUCAGACGGAGCAUUGGAGUUCAGGGGCAGGAUCGUGGUCCCGAAAGUCGAGGCGUUGCGGAAGGAGAUAUUGUCAGAGGCUCACGACCUGAAAGGGGCGUUCUGGUGGCGAGGGAUGAAGAAGGACGUUGCCGAGUUCGUCAGGAGAUGUUUUACCU
Molecule: messenger RNA, 755 nt
Organism: Striga hermonthica
Lineage: Eukaryota; Viridiplantae; Streptophyta; Magnoliopsida; Lamiales; Orobanchaceae
Source: the annotation of a GenBank genome assembly